AUGAAACUCUCACUUGCUACACCAUCCCACCUCUACUGGGCCACUCUCGUCACUGUUAGCGACCUCAUAUGGACGAUGUGCCAUCCUUGUGACUCCUGCUCCGGCCAAACAUCAAUGUUUGAUCCACUUCAGUCAUCCACCUACAAGAGCCAGACCUGCUCUGCCAGCUCUUGCAUGGAACUGCCCAUUCAUGGUUGCACUAUCAACCAACUUUGCGGAUUCAUAUAUUCCUAUGAAGACAACUCCUUCGUAGAAGUGAUACUGGCCUCGGAAACGCUCUUGUUUGACAAUGGUGCUGGCACCAUCAAGCUUCCAGAAAUUGUCUCUGGUUGUGUUCAUCAGGAUGGCCCUCCUAAUCCCUCCUUGCUUGAAGUUCCUGACCUUGUUGGCCUCGGAGGUGGUCCUCUCUCACUUGUAAAUCAGAUUGGCUCUUCUAUUGAUGAUAAAUUUGCCUACUGUCUUCCUCCCAAUAGCAAUGAAAUCACGUCAGACAGCUCAAAUCCGGUAAGGACACAGAGUUUUCAGGCCAGGAAGGGGUUCAAGAAGUGCCAAUGGCACCAGGUGGUCCUCACGUAUCAUGUGCUCAACCUAAUUGACAUAAGCAUCGGAAACAACAGACUCAAGAUACAAUUUGGUGUUCGCCCUACAAAUACUCUUCGCGGGCUCAGAGUUUGUUCUGGUUAUUGUUGUUUCCGGUUGGAGAAGAUGGCCGCGCCCUCCUCUUUCUCGAAGAUCUGCUUCAACCCGAAGUGUGGCACCUCAUCAUCGGAGAGGUGGUGGAAAGGAUGGAGAUUAAGGUCCGGCAACAAAAAUGUAUUUGAAAAGGAAGCAGGUGGUAACUUCAAGCUCCCUGCACAGAACAAGAUUGACAUUGGGAAUUCAGAAAUUAAUGUGCGGAGUCCUUUAGGUGCAUUGGUUCAAGAUAAUAUAGGAGGCUUGCUGGAUACCAAACAUACAUACUUCCCAGCAAUUUCUCAUCCUGAAGGACUGCCUCUUAGGAUUCGGGAUGCAAAUGGAAAUGAUUGGUUUCUGUCUGAAUGUCUUCCUGAGCAUGACUUGGGUCAUCCAGGGAAGAAGAAGGAUUGGGAUUAG
Nymphaea colorata (pocket water lily) is the source of this 1092-nucleotide messenger RNA. Its product is annotated as aspartic proteinase CDR1-like. The record is from RefSeq and is a predicted model, not a curated record. The transcript is spliced from 4 exons. Gene Ontology annotation, cellular component: extracellular region. Lineage: Eukaryota; Viridiplantae; Streptophyta; Magnoliopsida; Nymphaeales; Nymphaeaceae. Bases 1 to 1092 code for a protein of 363 amino acids.